GUCCAUUGCUCAUGCCCAGCACCAAGCAGACAACGCUGGCCUCCUUUUUCGGCGUGCCCAAGAAGGGGCCAGCUCCUAAGCCGUCCACACCGGCGCUGUCCAAGCCAAGUUGUGCACCACCCCCGACGUCGUCUCCACCGUCGUCGUCGCUCCACACCCCGCCGUCUGACCCCAUUGACUCGCCUUCCCUCCCAAAGCGGGCAAAGAGGGCCUCAAUCGUCGUAGCCGUCAACGAUGACCAUCUCACUCCCCCACCUGUGAUGUCUCCGAAGAAGCGCGCGCCCGCUCUCGCUCCCGCUACACCCUCGCCGGAGCCCGUGACGGAUGACGCUAUGGAUGUCGAUCACCAGGAUUCUCCACUGGUGUCUAGGCGGAGAGCCAAGCGCAAGGUUGUGUAUGUCGAGUCUGAUGCUUCGAGCGACGAGGACGUCUCAAAGGCGAACGGUCGCAAGCCGCGCAAAAGCCUCAAGGCUGACGAUUCCGAAGACGAGUUUGUAUUUGACGCGGACGAUGAUGCUGCGCUUGCUGCCGCGGCCGACGAGUACGAUGCCAUGAUCUCGGAUGCGCCUUCCCCUUCGAUCGCGUCUACCUACUCCCGCUCGGCGUCACCGGUGAAGCAGCCGGCCCGGAAGAAGACAGCCGUUUCGAAGUCGGCGUCGAAGAAGGCCACCACCUCAGGCGGGUCUACCCCCGCAUCAGCCUCUCGCGCUCCGCCGCUGGUGUCACGCACCAGCUCGUCGGGUGGUGGCUCUAGCCUCUUCCUCACUGCGGCAGAGCGGAAGAAGCUUCAGGCCAAGGAGGACAAACGGGAAGCGGAGACCUGCUUUUCGUUCCUCAACGACAUCAAGGACAAGGAAGGCAACCGCCCCGAGGAUCCUGAGUACGACCCCCGAACUAUCUACAUUCCUAGCCGGGCGUGGAAUGAGUUCACUCCUUUCGAGAAGCAGUUCUGGGAAAUCAAGCAGAACCAUUACGACACGGUCCUCUUCUUCCAGAAGGGCAAGUUUUACGAACUCUACGAGAACGACGCGAUGAUCGGACACCAGGAAUUCGACCUGAAGCUCACGGACCGUGUCAAGAUGAAGAUGGUCGGCGUGCCCGAGCAGACCUUCGAGUUCUGGGCAGCCAAGUUUCUCGCAGCGGGCUACAAGGUUGGCAAAGUCGAGCAAGCUGAGACGGCCAUUGGCAUGGAAAUGCGGACUAAGGGAGGCGGCAAGGAGAUCGUCCGCCGAGAGCUCGCGCAGGUGUUCACCAACGGCACGAUCGUUGAUGGCUCGUAUUUGACCUCUGACGAGGCCAAUCACUGCGUUUCCAUCAAAGAGUUCACUGGCGAUGCCAAUACGCCCUCCGCUUUCGGCAUCUGUGUCAUGGAUGCGUCAACUGGAGAGUUCAAUCUCACUGCUUUCGAAGACGACAUUUGUAGGACUCGCCUCGAGACCAUGUUCCGCCAGAUUCGCCCCAAAGAGCUUGUCUUUGCUAAGGGGAACCUCUCCGUGCCCACUACUCGGCUGCUUCGCAACAUUCUACCAGCAAGCACACUGUGGCAGUCGUUCAAGCUUGGCAAGGAGUUCAUGUCCAAGGAGGACGCAGUGGAGGCUCUCCGCGAGAUAUUCUCCUCUGAUGGAUCUGGCGAUCCGGAGCUUCCCGAGGCAAUCACUGCAAUGAUGGACCAGCCUCUGGCAAUGGAGGCGCUCGGCGGCAUGAUCUUCUACCUCCGCUCCCUCAACCUCGACAAGGACCUCAUCUCGCAGAAGAACUUCAACAUUUACGAUCCGAUCAGGAACGGCAAGAGCCUUGUGCUGGAUGGCCAGACGCUGGCUCAUAUGGAGGUGUUAAUGAACAACGAGGGUACGGAAGCCGGUACUUUGCUCAGCCUGCUUCAGCGCUGCCUGACGCCCUUCGGGAAGCGCCUCUUCCGCAUUUGGCUUACCGCCCCGCUGAGGGACGUGAAGGCCAUCAAUGAGCGACUUGACGCUGUGGAUGACUUGAUCGCGAAUCCUGCUUUCACCGGACAGUUCACGCAGCUAGUGCGAGGGCUGCCGGAUCUUGAGCGUCUCGUGUCGCGUAUCCACGCAGGCUCCAUCCGCCAGACAGACUUCCUCAAGGUUGUUGAUCAAUUUAGCAACAUUCAGUCGGCCAUCGAUCUCCUUGUUGGCGAGUCCGAGAAAUUUGCAUCAUCGAGUGUCCGCGGCCUCCUGCGCACAGCGCCAGAUUUGUCUGCUAACAUCGCCCACCUGAAGUCAAUGUACGAGGUCGAGAACACAACGAAGACGAUCACGAUUCUGCCAACUCCGGGCGCUGAUCCCGACUGCGACGACGCAAAAGAGGCUGUUGAGGAGAUUGAGCAGAAGCUCGAGUUGCUCAAACAGCAGGCGAUGAAGACAUUAGGCACCCGCGAUGUGUCUUUCUGGAGUAAUGCGCAGAGUAACAAGGAGAUCUUCCACCUCCUGGUACCAGCGAGCGCCAAGGUUCCCAAAAACUGGACAAAGUGUGGCGGGACCAAGAAGCAAACCCGUUACAUCACGCCGCAGACGCAACCAGUCAUUCGUGAAAUGCAGGAGGCACGUGAGACUGAGGCAACGGCGAAGAGGAAUUUCUUCCGCAAGCUUCUCGCCGAGUUCGACAGCGACCGGACGGCGUGGCUCAGCAUGGUUCGUGUCGUUGCUGAGCUGGACUGCCUCGUGUCGCUCGCCAAGGCAUCGCACGACAUGGAUGAGCCAAAGUGCCGCCCAGAGUUUAUGGAAACUGAGCAGGCGUUCGUCGACUUUGGCGACCUGCGACACCCUUCCAUGUGUCUUCAGCGCGACUUCAUUGCGAACAAUGUACAGCUUGGCGCCGAUGUGGCGCGUACCACUCUCCUCACCGGUCCCAAUAUGGCGGGCAAGAGUACUUUGCUACGCAUGACAGCGGCAGCCGUAAUCAUGGCCCAGCUAGGUUGCUACGUUCCCGCGGCUCAUGCUCGUUUGAGCCCAAUCGACAAGAUCCAGACUCGCAUGGGCGCAUAUGACAACAUGUUCGCGAGUGCGAGCACCUUCAAGGUCGAGCUUGACGAGUGCUCCAAGAUCUUGCGGGAGGCCGGACCGAAGUCGCUUGUGAUUCUUGAUGAGCUCGGUCGCGGGACCUCAACCUUCGACGGUAUGGCUAUUGCUGGCGCUGUUCUGCAUCAGCUAGCCACGCACACUUUGCCCCUUGGGUUCUUCGCCACUCACUAUGGCUCGCUCACUGACGAGUAUGCAUACCACCCCAACAUCCGGAACAUGCAUAUGCAAGUGCACGUUGACGACUCAGACGGCGUUGUCUUCCUGUACAAGCUCAUCACUGGGCAUGCCGAGUCGUCCCAUGGCACGCACGUGGCGAAGCUCGCGGGCGUUCCUAAGAGUGUCAUCGCUCGCGCAGAUGAGGUGUCCGCCCAGUUCUUCCGAGCGUUUCAAGAGAAGCUCGAGUCGCGGCGGCAAAGCGCGUUGCCGCUUCCCGCACAGGCUGACUUCGCAUGGCUUGUCAAGCUCGCGUCGGACAAGGCGGAGGAAACAACGGCAACCGUGGCGCAGCAGCUGGACGUGGUGUGUCGCGCCACGACCAAGUAUGAGUAUGCUGCGUAGCUUGGGGAGAAGAAGGAGAUGGAAGGCAGUAUCUGGCAAGUUGUAAAGUAGAAGAGUGUAACAAGAAUAUGAAAUGCAUCGCCACUGCAGUUAUGA
This is a messenger RNA of Cutaneotrichosporon oleaginosum, 3695 nucleotides long. RefSeq lists its product as uncharacterized. Gene Ontology annotation, molecular function: ATP binding; ATP-dependent DNA damage sensor activity; mismatched DNA binding. Lineage: Eukaryota; Fungi; Basidiomycota; Tremellomycetes; Trichosporonales; Trichosporonaceae. The record is from RefSeq and is a predicted model, not a curated record. Gene Ontology annotation, cellular component: MutSalpha complex; nucleus. Gene Ontology annotation, biological process: mismatch repair.